GGAAACGGAAACGGAAAAGGUCUAACAAGCCCGGUGCAGGUCGUACAGUGACUCCCAAUGAAGCUAGUGGCCGAGACGCAUCAGAGGCGGCUGUGGCAGAUUAAUCUCGGUAACUAUUCCAGGGACCAACCCUUCAGGCGGCAGGGGGCGGGAUCGGGAUCGGAUGCGAAAGUGCCCAAUUGUGCAUAAUAGGAAUGAUUACAGCAACUAUAAUUGAAAUGUACGAUCUCAGUCGCUCAAAGAUAAAACUUUAUUUUAGUGACUCAGAGUAUAAACGCGAGAAAUUCUGCGGAUCACGUGGUAUGUUGAGAGUAUCAUCGACGUAAGCAAUCACACCAUACCCCCGCUCUGACUCUAUUAAAAAAGUGUCUCUGUGCCCGUAGAGAAACAAACAUAACAUAACAUAUCCGAAACAUGGCUCAGAUACCCAUUGACGAUGGAGCUCAGCGGCCCCUCCUCAGCGAAUAUGAUGAGACGACUUAUAGUGCUGUAGCUGUUGAGCACAGCGGCACUUUCAGGCGCAACCUUGGCGCCCUUGAAGCAUUUGCUAUUGUGAUCAGCAUUGUUAUUGGCAGUGGUGUGUUUACAUCCACGGGAUCGAUCGAUGCGAAUGUGUCGUCCCCCGGUGUGGCCCUAGCGGUCUGGCUGGUUGGUGGGGUGUUGGCUUGGACAGGUGCAAGCACGCUGGCGGAGCUGGGGACUGCGAUUCCGGGAGAAGGUGGCGUGCAACCAUAUCUGCAGCGUGUGUUCGGCGACGUGGCAGGCUUCCUGGCUGCAUGGACCUGGGUUGUUGCCGUGAUGCCGGCGACGCUGGCGAUCUUAAGUAUAGUAUUUGUGGAGAGCAUUUUCACGGCGGCGGGAGUGACAGACCAGGCAGGGCGGUGGGAGCAUAAGCUCCUGUCUGUGCUGGUGCUUGUGGCCAUUAACGGAGCGAACUCGAUCAGCACGAGGGCAAGCACACGGCUGAACAACUUUUUCGUAGUGACGAAGUUUGUGAGUAUAGCUGGGGUCGUACUGGCCGGCGCAGUGGUUGUUGUUCUAGGGGCCGCGGAUCCGGAGAAGGACGUGGGGGGGAGGGAUUGGGCUACGAAGCCGUGGUUCAGAUUUCGUGAUAGCAUCGCCCCCGAUGGGAGUACGAUUCACUGGGGCGAGCUAAGCACCUGGGAGACGCUGGGCCACUAUUCUACCGCACUUUAUGGAGCGCUGUGGGCAUAUUCAGGGUGGGAUAAGGCAAAUUAUAUCACGGCUGAACUCUCAUCACCAGCCCGGCAGCUCCCUCUGGCAAUCAAUACCGCCAUCCCAGUCAUAAUUGCCUGCUUCAUUGCUACAAACACAGCAUACUAUAUCCUCCUCCCAUGGGAUAUCAUUGCGACAACUGACAGCGUGGCUGUGACUGCCAUCACCAUACUCCUCGGACCCUGGUUCGGCAUCGUAGCCGCAACCUUAAUAUGUCUAGUUGUGGCUGGCUCCUUGCUUGGAAACUCCUUCGUAGCUAGCCGCAUGGCUGUUGCGGCUGCGAACAAGAACUGGCUACCCCAGCCUCUCGCUCUCGUUGGCCGCAUAGGCGCUACGCACCUCAGAGGCACCCGGCCAGACUCUUCGAAGCCGUCUACAUCCGACGCCCCGAUCAAUGCCUUGCUACUAUCUACAGUACUAUCUACGCUGCAUAUCCUUCUAGGCGACUUCCGCUCGCUCAUCACACUCAACGGAAUUGGCGAGUUCUCAUUCUUCUUCCUUACGGUCGUGGCCGCGAUAAUUUUGAGAUUUCGUGAGCCGGACCUACAUAGACCGUAUAAGACUUUCUUAAUAGUGCCGGUGACGUUUGCGAUGGUGAGCGGGCUGGUUGUUAUCAGGGGGGCGGCGUUUGCUCCUGUGCAAGCAGCGGUCUUGAUUGGGGUUUGGGUCGUAGGCGUGGUAUUUUACUGGGCGAGGAAGGCAUGGGCAAGGGCUGUAGAGGAGUAAGAAGGAUUCAUAAAUAUGAGCGAGAACAAGUAACAAAAGAGGAGCAUCAGAUUUGCAUUUAAAGCUGGGAACGAUAAGUGGCACAAUCAUCCGCGUCGUAUUCUUGAAUGGGUACUGGUGCUGCCCAAAGGUCCGAAGAGGGGCUGUACAUAACAACAGCGAUUGUAGAAUCUAGAAUUUAACUAAAGGCAUUCAGUCACUGACGGUUGCAACCAGUAAGGAAGUUACUAACAAAUGAAACUGAGAUGAUAAUCUCUAUGGG
Molecule: messenger RNA, 2224 nt
Organism: Pseudogymnoascus verrucosus
Lineage: Eukaryota; Fungi; Ascomycota; Leotiomycetes; Thelebolales; Thelebolaceae
Exons: 4
Coding region: 415-1962 (515 amino acids)
Biological process (GO): amino acid transmembrane transport
Cellular component (GO): membrane
Molecular function (GO): L-amino acid transmembrane transporter activity
Source: RefSeq, a predicted model, not a curated record